CCGCUGAGCAGAUGUGUGUGUGUGAGAAGACGAAGAGGACGCAGGUUUUUACUGAGUGCAGGAAUCGCUGUAGAAAGGGAGUGACGAGCUGCAGGGACACGAAAAAGUAAAGAUGUCGUUCGCCGGUGACAAACUGUACGAUGGAUACAUACGGCGGAAUAUGGCAAUCAUCGUUUCCAAGGUGAAACCGAGAGAAAUAAUGAUGCAUCUGCCUUGCCUGACUGCUUACGACAGGGACGUCAUUGAGGCAAAAACUGAGACAAGUGGGAAUUAUCAAGGCAUGAUGCUUCUUUUGGACUGCCUGAAAAGAAGAGAAAACUGGCCCGAGCAGUUCAUUGAGGCACUUGAGGCAUGUGAGAAGAGAACCAUUGCAGCGGACAUCAGAGCAGAAUACAACGCUCUAACAGAUGUUAACAAUUCCAACCCCAGCUCCUCUCCAACGUCUGUUGUCACGGCACACGUCCACCCAGCACCAUCUGCCGGUCAUCUGCCCAUUCCAGAGAGUGGUGAUAACAGUCGGGAUGCUCUAGCUCUGCCAGCUGUAGCUCCUUCAGCUCCUCCAGCUCCCCCAGAGCCAGCUAUCCAGGCCCCACCCUCUCCGAAAAUUCCAACACUGCCACAACCCCCCCAGAGUGCAGCAGACCCAGGUCCCAAAGUUGUUUCCCCACCUGAGCCUGUCCCUGAGCCUCCAAAGUCAACACAGAUUGAAGUGGCACAUCCUCCAUCAACACCUCCUGCUUCCCCCAAGACCACACACAUUCGGGUGACAUCCACAGAGAGAGAAAUUAAUUUUCGCAAGGAGCCAGAGGAAAACUCUGAAUCAGAUAUCCAAAAUAUUGCUGCUGGAGCUCAGGUGGGCUCUGGAGAUGGUGCCAUUUCUGUCAACAGGGAAACCACUCCUCCACCACAACAUCCAACUGAACACCAUGAAGCCGAUCCUCUCAGAAACAGGAUUACCAAAAAGAACAAGGAGCCAGAGAGUCCACCUGAAGCCCAGAUCAACUCUGAUGUGACUGAUGGACCCUCUUUCUAUACAAGGACCCCAGAGAAGCCUCCGGUCCAGGACAGCACUCCUCCAUUGAACAAAAAUCCUGAUGCUGUCUCACAGACUGAAGAGAUUUCUGGGCCUCCUUCUACACAGAUUGUUGAAACUGCAGCUGAAGCCUCCCCCAGGCCUAGUACUCCGGUGAUGGAGGCCUCUCUUAAUGAUGAUGUUUGUCUGAGCAAGCCAGGGCAACUCGUCAGCAUCCAACCGCAAAAUCAACCCAGUCCUACUAUCCUCGCGUCCAGCUCAGAGCCGCAGCCCUACUCGGGCAACACUGAGCGUCUGGAAAUAAGUGAAGCUCCACCGGAUGACGUGUCCUCUUUCGACUCCACAGUUACUACAGUCACGCCACUGCCAUGCCAGGAGACCGGCUUCGCUAAUCUCAACUAUAACGAACCUGAGGAGAACCAGUUUGAGUCACCGUGUCAAAGCUUUGAAACACAGGAGCUGGUGAUACAUGCGUCCGGUGAGCCAUCUAUCCCUAACCUAGACGUCAAUGGUGAAACGGCCAAAGAAAUCUCCUCGGCACCACCGUCAUUCCCACAUGCUGCUGCUGAUUCUGGGAGUUUAAACACCACCUUCAAAGCAGGAGAAGAGCCAGCAGAUACUUCAGCUCCGUGGACCCGUCUCAGCCAAUCACCUAACGCAAAGUACAUUCUGGCCGCUGCAGGAGUGGGUGCCUGUGCAAUGCUGAUGGUGUGGAGGUUUAACAAAUAAGGGGAUAUAAUACCUGGAAUGAAAGAGAAGAUUAGACUUUGAGGCUUUUGAAAAGGAUUUUAGGUGCCUUAAUGAAAUCACUGCCAUGGGUUGGCAUGAGGCAGCAGUUUAAUAAUUACCUACAGUAAUUACAGCUGGCUCCGCAGACCUUUGAUCACGUCACUAAUGACCAUUCUGCUCUUAAGUUUGACAUUUUAUGUCUUUAUUAUUGAGGUUGACUAUAGGGAACAAAAACUAAGUCUACCCUUACUAUUCUAGUUGGGUCACUUCAUAGAACUGGGUUACAAUCUCAGGUUAUUUAUGCACUUGUGCGAUGCAAAUGUGUGUUUUUUAAAGGCGUGUAUUAAUCAUUGUUUGCAUGUUCUCUGACAAGCUAGAUAAGACUGUUGGCUGUCAUCCAGCAUGAGUUAAAGAAUCAAGGACCUGAGUUUGUCUUGUUGGGGACAGGAGUACCAGUAGUUCACCACAGUGUAAAUUCUUUGUUUUUCCCUAUUCAUAGUGGGGAAAUAUGGCUUUAAAUGUAUUUAUUUGUAAAUAUUUAUAUAUAUAUAUGUGUGCUAUAUAGAUACCAUCCAUCCAUCCAUCUUCAUCCGCUUUAUCCGGGCCGGGU
Messenger RNA from Haplochromis burtoni (Burton's mouthbrooder), 2372 nucleotides. RefSeq names its product mitochondrial antiviral signaling protein (gene mavs). The transcript has 5 exons. Bases 113 to 1762 code for a protein of 549 amino acids. The record is from RefSeq and is a predicted model, not a curated record. Lineage: Eukaryota; Metazoa; Chordata; Actinopteri; Cichliformes; Cichlidae.